GAGUUGUCCACAGUGUUAGUAAAACAGACGGGGUGAAAGUCCAGUUCAAAGGUUUCACCAAAGUCAUCACUGUACAAAAAGUUACAUUCACAGGUAAGAUAACAAUUCCAUCUCUUCUACACCCUCUACAAAUGUAAACAUGAAUAUUCUCCUUAAAUUGUCUUAACUCAUUUGCGCAUGGGAUGAUUUUGCUGAAGACUACUCUUAUUUAAGUUCAUCAAUUUGCAGAAAGCAAUUUAUAAUGCUGUUUUAUUAAUCAUUUGACAUUGAAAGGUUUGACACAAUAUGAUUACUGGGUUAUUAUGACUUUAUGAGCAACUUCUCUAGUAUUGGCACACUGUUUUCAAAUGUCGUCUUGUGCGAGAUGCGAGAGUGUCCCAAUGGAGCUAAACAAAAUCUCUUGACAGGAGCUUGGUUGUCUUAACCUUUAAGGUUAGGUAAUAACAAUACAACUGUGUGUAUGAUGCUCAUGCAUGGAAGACAUCUUUUCUGCACCAAGCUGACCUAUGAGUGUAUAAGCAUGGGAAACAAUUUGUCUUUAGAGAAAUCUCCUUUAUAAUUUCAUUGUGUGUGACUGAGAUGAAAUUAAACUUCAUUUGACAGAUUAUUCUUAUAUUUCAGUGUUUAAUUCAUCUAUGAAUGAGAGCAGAGCAUGGAGAAAGCAGUAUCCUCUUAAAUUGGCAUUCGGCCUCACUAUCCACAAGGCACAAGGAAUGACACUUGACAGGGUUGAGGUAGACUGUAGGGAUAUAUUCCGGCCUGGGCAGCUUUGCGUGGCACUCUCACGUACAAAAAGACCAGAAGGACUGCGGGUCAUCAACUACCAUCCGAGAUAUGCACUGAAACCUGCAAAGAAAGUGACAGACUUCAUGGAUCAGAUCCCAAAGGAAACACUGACAGAUAAGAGCUGUUGCCAUAUAAAGAUAAGGCAAGAGGGCACUAUGAUUGCUGGUGACCAAGGAGACGAUGAAGAUGACACACAGGAGCAGCCCAUGUUGACAGACCCAACUGUUGAAGAGAGGUAA
Molecule: messenger RNA, 1025 nt
Organism: Dreissena polymorpha
Lineage: Eukaryota; Metazoa; Mollusca; Bivalvia; Myida; Dreissenidae
Product: ATP-dependent DNA helicase PIF1-like
Exons: 3
Coding region: 636-1025 (129 amino acids)
Source: RefSeq, a predicted model, not a curated record